Molecule: messenger RNA, 3311 nt
Organism: Monascus purpureus
Lineage: Eukaryota; Fungi; Ascomycota; Eurotiomycetes; Eurotiales; Aspergillaceae
Source: the annotation of a GenBank genome assembly
AUUAACUACCGCCCACUUUGACGUUGCAGUGUAGACAGACAUCCUUGAACAUAUCCAGUGUGCAGGGCAAUACCAAUCAUGUACGGCCAGGUUAAGAGCCGGCAACCUCUGCAGCGUCGACCGAUCGACGCUUCGAAAAUCCCUACCUCCGCCACAGCACCUCCAGCUCCUUCUCCGGCUCCUGUUCGAGAUUCAGAAAAGUCCCACGAGCCAGACACCACGUGUCCCUUCAUCCAUGUCGACCGCCAGGCGAUUCAUAAUAACCUAGAAACGCGGAUCCGGUACCUUCACUCGUUUCUAGACUUCAACCGGGAUGACAUUGAUGCUCUCAUCUCCGGCGCCAAAUACGUCAAGGCGCUGAUUCCCACCGCCGUAGAUGCCAUGUACAGCAAGCUGCUCGAGUACGACAUCACCGCACAGAGCUUCAGCAAGACCAAAAAGGAAGACGGGGAGGAGAAGCUGCCGAGUGAGCAGAGCUCCGAGAUUCUGCGUCGGAAGAUCUUCUUGCGAUGGUAUCUCACCAAGCUGUGCUCCGACCCCAGCAAGCUGGAGUACUGGGAGUACAUGGACAAAGUCGGUCGCAUGCACAUCGGGCGAGAUCCAUCCCAUCCCAUCCAUAUUGACUAUGUGCACAUCGGCAUGACUCUGGGCUUCGUCAUGGAUGUCUUUAUUCAAACCCUCAUGAGCCAUCCUCAGGUCCCGUUCGGCCGCAAGCUCGGCCUUUUACGCGCGCUGUCUAAGGUUAUGUGGAUUCAGAACGAUCUUUUCGCUCGUUGGUACAUCCGGGACGGCCACGAGUCCUCCGACGGUGGUUCUGAUGCCGAUACUGCGAGCUACGAUAGCACACGCGGUCAUCAUAGUAGCGGCGGUGGCGGCCAUCAUCACAGCCCGAGCUAUCAGAGCGGCGGCCAACCCAACGGCUGUCCUGUGAACCAUGGAGCGAAAGACCAAAGCACACCUCGCACGCGCCCGAGCAAUCGUACCUGCCAGAAAACACAAAGCAUGUAUAGCAACGCCAGCCAUAACACCAGUAGCAAGGCCUUGAGUGAAGCCAGCACGAUUGCCAGGUCACGCGAGGAUGAGACGUCGAGUAUCUCCAGCGCCGGGACUGCCACGGCCUCGAAUCAGUUAUAUCCUGACCCGGAUAGGAACAAUUCGACCACGUCACUUGAAAGCAAGAAGUCUAUAGGCCAAGCGAGUGCUGGCUCGUCUACAGAAAGCCGCUCAGAGAACCGUUCUGCAUUCGGCUCAGUCCGGAGGAUGCUAUCCAAUUCUUCGAGACGCCUCGAUCUGACCAAGAAGGAGAGAGUUGACGAUGACAGCCUUAGCAUCCCCCUCAUCAUCAACAACGAGUUCACAACGACGCAGAAGCAGUUCGACGUACGGAACCCUGCCACGGGCAAGCUGGUCGGCCGGUGCAGCAGUGCCUCCGUCGAGGAUGCUAACCGCGCCGUUCAAGCCGCCCAGACCGCGUUUCGAGUGUGGAGCAAGAUGCAGCCGUAUGCUCGUCGCGAUCUCAUGAUGCGGGCUGCCGAAAUCAUGCUCAACCGCAAAGAGGAGCUAAUCUUUUAUCAGCGAGAAGAGACAGGGGCUGGACGCCUGUUUGCUGAACACACAUUUAUGCUCGCCGUUUCAUUCCUGAAGGAUUUCGCGUCGAGGAUUCCCUCCAUCGAAGGCUCCGUGCCGACGGUGGCCGAGGAAGGACGAUACGCAAUGGUCAUCAAAGAACCGUACGGAGUGGUUCUCGGAAUUGUGCCAUGGAAUGCACCAUAUCUUCAUGGCGUUCGUGUAGUAGGCCUGCCUCUGGCUGCGGGCAAUUCCGUGGUCCUCAAAGGCUCUGAGCUGGCUCCUCGGUGCUUCUGGGCCAUGGGCGAUAUAUAUCGGGAAGCUGGACUCCCUGCUGGCUGCGUCAAUGUCCUCUACAACCAGACUUCACACGCGUCGUCCGUCACCACGGCGCUCAUCUCUCACCCCUUGGUUCGAAAGGUCAACUUUAUGGGCAGCACCCAGGUCGGCUCGGUGGUCGCUUCGAUUGCUGGUCGAUAUAUCAAGCCCAUUACACUUGCUCUAGGAGGAAAGGCGUCUGCCAUUGUCCUGGACGAUGCUAACCUGGGCAAGGCGGCAAUGGGCUGCAUUGUGGGAUCGUUUAUGCAUGGUGGCCAGAGUUGCAUGUCGACAGAGCGGAUAAUCGUCCAGCGAGGGGUUCUUGAAAAAUUCCGCCGUGCACUCGUUGAGACGGCAGAGAAGGUGUUUGAGAAGGACGCACCACCGCCCAUCCUGAUUGCCGCCGGUGCCGUGGAGAAGAACAAGGGUCUCGUGGCGAAUGCACUCGCCAAGGGGGCCAACAUCUUAUUCGGCGACCUGAACUCUCAGGAGACAUCCAAGGCCAGCAUGCGGCCCCUGAUCGUGGAGAACGUGACGCCGGAGAUGGAGGUGUACUUCACGGAAUCGUUUGGCCCAACCGUCUCUCUGAUGGCCGUGGACACGGAGGAAGAGGCCAUUGCCCUCGCGAACGAUACCGAAUACGGCCUUUCAGCGGCCAUUUACACUGAGAAUCUGUUCCGGGCGAUUCGAGUUGGUAGGGGCUUGGAGUGCGGGUCUGUCCACAUCAACUCGACCACCAUCCACGAUUCGCCCGGGUUGCCCCAUGGCGGAUGGAAGAGCAGUGGCUUCGGCCGUUCUGGCGGCGGAUCGUCCUGUUACGACGAGUUCCUCCAGACCAAGACGAUUACCUGGGUGGAGCAAUGAAGAUGAAGCGCGACUCCGAUCCGGAUCUCAGUGGAUUCGUACUAAUAAUACCCCUUUGCGACCGCGUUUAUCACUAGUUAAUAUGGGUCAUUGGAUUGGAUUUAGCUUAGAUAUCCCUGCUUUGUUUAUACUUGCCUUGCUGGUGUCGUUGGAAUUCUGCUAUUCUCGGCGUUUGGGAAGCAAGACGGUCCUUAGACUCUGGGAAAAUACAUUUCUCUUAUCGUUCUGCCAGUAGAAGAAAAGAAGCAAAGAUGAGGUUAAUAACUCCCGGUGCAGGGUUCUUUGCGUGAUCUGCUUCCAAGAUAACUACAUCGAUGCACAAUGCAUAUAAGCAUGUUACAUCCCACUGUACUCUAGUCCACGGAACAUCUAUUUCAAAUAAAGAAGAAGAAGAAAUGGCUGCCGCGAGAAUAUCCACCCUCCUCUGGGGAACAGACAGCAAAGACCGCUCCCUCCUAAUGAAACUCGACUUCACGCUUCUCCCCUAUUUCUCACUGAUCUGGUUCCUCUUUGGCGUGACGCGCGCUAGCUAUUCCUCCGCGUACAUCAGCGGCAUGGACAAG